Myodes glareolus (Bank vole) is the source of this 4872-nucleotide messenger RNA. The record is from RefSeq and is a predicted model, not a curated record. NCBI's taxonomy places the organism in Eukaryota, Metazoa, Chordata, Mammalia, Rodentia, Cricetidae.
UUCUAGUCAAAGGAAGCUCUACAGAGAUGUGAUGAAGGAAAACUUUAUGAACCUGAUCUCCAUAGAGAAAACACAUGAAGAAAAUGUUGAUGAGGACUACCAGAGUCUCAGGAGAAAUCUAGGGUAAUUUAUACUCAAGAGAGAGGACUUUACAUCAAACAUUUGUUGAUGAUAAGACAACUGAGAACCUAGUAUAUUAUCCAAAUAUACCUAAGUAUAAAUUAAUUCUAACGUAGAUAUUUAUAAAACUGCAAUUGGAUGUGAUCAUUCAGAAUUUGAAUAUCCCAUCUCUGUAAUUUCUGAAUGUCACCAAAAUGUGCUGCAACAUUUAACUAUGUAAGAGAUUUUUCAGUGGUUCAUUACAUAAAAACUUGCCUCAUACUCAGAAGUAUUUGAUAUAUUUUUAUGAUGUUUUCUGAGGGUUUUAUGUAUAAGGGAUGUUUGUUGUUAUUAUCUUGGUUCUUAGAAUUAUUUGGUUUUUUAAUGCAUGCUUUGUUUCAUGUAUAUUCUGUGUUCCACAUUAAGUAGUACAUCAAUACAUUUUGACCCUUUCGAAGGGCAUAAGAGGGUAUAAGACCUCCCCCUCCAGCUACUGCUUAUCUUGGCUACUGUUAAACUGCCUGCUGGGACAAAAGCUUCCCCUGCACUGUUGAGCAAGAUUACAGUAUAUGGUAUUUGGUCUAAAUACUUGGGGCUACAGUUAGGUCCCAAAUAACUGAGUGUAGUCUCAGCUGACUGGAAUAAAUCCUUUUAGUUGGAUAUUUAAAAAAAGAAAGAAAGAAAAAGAAAAAGAGGGUAUAAGAUCCCCAUCCCCUGGGGUUGCAGUUACAGACAGUUGUGAGCCACCCGUGGUGCUGAGAAUCAAGCAUGGUCUCUCUAGAAAAGCCUCAGUCCUCUAAACUUCUGAGUUACCUCAUUAGCCUCAGAAGAACUAUUUUUAAUUUGCUUUUUUAUUGCUGAGAUAAAGACCAGGACAAAAGACAACUUUACACAAAGGACUUAUUUUGGUGCCUGUUGUGACUUCCAUAUCACAGGCUCUCAUCAUGGAAAAUAAGGCAGGAACUCAUGCUGGUCAGGAAGCUGAAGACUAGGACAGAAUCAGGGAUUAUAGAAGAACACUGCUUACUGGGUUGCUCCUCAACACUUCCUCAGCUUCAUUUCUCAUAGAACUCAGGCCCAUAUGAUAAUAAUGGGUGGUGCCCACAGCAGACUGGGUCCUCACACAUCAUUUUUGUUUUGUUUUGUUUUGUUGUUUUUGUAAUUCACACAUCAAUUAUUAAUCAAGAAAAUACCCCCACAGAUUGCUGGCAGGCAAAUCUGAUGGAACCAGUUUUCCAAUUGAGGCUCUCCUCAGAUGGAGAUGGCUGUGACUUGUGUCAAGUGGACAAAACCCUGACCAGCACAAUUGACUCCUUGUGAUCUUGACAUACAGAUUCACUACUAUUACACUAUAACUUUUCCUUUCCUGUUUGUCCCCAUGAUAUCAUGUUAUUAUCACAAUAUAAAUCAGAGCAUAACUGUAGGAAUCCCACAGUCUUAAAAAAUAAUUAUACACUUUAAAUAUUUAGUGUCUCUUAAAUCCAAAAUGUCUCCUCUGUGGGCUCCUGUAAAAUCAAGUACAUGACAGACACUUCUUAUUUCAAAAGGAAAGAAGCAGAGCACAGGUCCCAUUAGCUCAAAGGAAACUCCAAAUUCAACAAUGUUAAUCACAUUCUGUAGCUCAGUGUCCUUCAUGUGGUCAUGAUAGUCUAGUCUCCAAAGGGCUUAGGGAACACAACUUUUGUGUUCGCUAUCAACAACACAUAUCACUUGACUCCUAGACUCAGUACCUCAAGUCCGCAACAGCUUCUGUCCUUGGCAGUCAUCCAUGGUGUUGGCAUCUCUCAUCUGCUAGGAUCCAUACAGGUCGCAGCUUCCCCUUCACUUUCUGAUUUCUCUCCAGGAGCUCCAGCCUUGACAUUUGGUGCACAAUCUCAUCUGUUCUCAAUAAACCCUUCGUUCUUGGUGUUUCCACUGUCACCUUCUGCAGUGACAGGAGAGCCUGGCCUUUCACUAAACCCUGUCUCAGCUUCUCUCCAUGACCCCUUCAUUCCUGUGCUUCUCAUGCUGCUAAUGUCAAUACCACCUGACAGAAUCUUACACAUUGCCAUGGUUUGCUUACAGUUUGAAGUGCAGCCUUGGGCCCCUGUGGUAUUUGUGCUGACCGAAAUCUCUGAAGAUGUAGCCUCAAUACUUGUUAUUAUAGCUGAUUCUUCAGCUCCAGCUGACCAGAAAGCACAGAUUGUUAAUAUAAACGAUUGCAUGAACCACUCCAUCGAGUCUCCAGGGUACUCUUAAGCGCCCCUUUGAGAGUUUGCUUGACUAUUCUAGAGUGGAAUCACAGCUGCCGUUCCUCUACUCAGGGAAGGUUCUCCUCCUUUACAAAACACACAGCUGCAAGAGGGAUCGAUUCACUUGGAGCUGUGAGGGUGGAAGGGGACACUCCUUCGCCAUCCACAUCAGCCAUGGUGAUCAAGGGUAUGGCAUAAGUUGCAGCCAGAACUCUGGUUGAGAAAGGUGGUGAAUAUGGACAUGACAGUCAGUGUGCAAAAACCCAGCAACAGAUUCCAGAGCCUAUGGUUAAUGAGGACAUGCCUCCUUCUAUAACAUUAUAUGAAAGCAGUAGCAGUUUGUGUAUAAGAAACGCCAUUGGUAAUUUGCCCUCAGAUGUGCACCUCAGUGAUCAAACUGAAGAUAAACUAUUUGAGUAUAAGGAAUCUGUGGAGAAGGCUUUUAAACAUGAAAAAUGUUGGGAAGAUAUGGGUCAAUCUGAGUCAUUUCAGGAACAUGAAUGUUCUAAAAAAAUAUCUUCUGAAAGUCAGCAAUGUAAUACAGCUUGCGGGAGUCUCCAUUGUGAUCAGCAUCAGGAGAAGACUGACAUUGGAAACAGGCAUGAUGACGAUGCCGUUACAAACUACACACAUGGCCAGACAGACGAAAGUGUCCAGAGUGAAGUAAAGCCAUUUGUAUGUAAGCAAUGUGGAGAAGCGUUUGUUAAUUCCAGUCACCUUAUCAGCCAUGAACGAAUUCAUAUUGUAGAAAAGUGUUAUAUUUGCAAACAGUGUGGAAAAACAUUUAGAUAUUUGUCAUGCUUUCAAAAACACGAAAGAAUUCACAGUGGAGAGAGACCUUAUGCGUGUGAGCAGUGUGGGAAAGGAUUUAUCCAGUUGAAAUACCUUCUCAUGCACCAAAGAAGUCACACUGGAGAAAAUUCUUAUGAAUGCAAACAUUGUGAAAAAGUCUUCACUAUUUCCAGUGCUGAUGAUGUUCCUGAAAGAAUUCACUGUGGAGAGAAACCGUAUUCAUGUAAGCAUUGUGGGAAAACUUUCACUAGUCCCAAUGACUAUAAUAGUUGUGAAAGUAUCCACACUGGAGAGAAUCCCUUUGUAUGUAAAAAAUGUGGGAAAGCCUUCAAACGUUUGGGUCAUUUUAUGAAUCAUGAAAGAAUUCACACUGGAGAGAAGCCUUAUGCAUGUAAACAUUGUGGGAAAGCCUUCACCAGUUCCAGUGACCGUAAUAGCCAUGAAAGAAUACACACUGGAGAGAAACCCUUUGUUUGUAAAACAUGUGGUAAAGCAUUCAGUCGUUCUGAUUAUCUUAUCAAUCAUAGAAGGAUACACACUGGAGAGAAGCCUUAUGCAUGUAAGUAUUGUGGAAAAGCCUUUGCCACUUCCAGUGACAGAAAUAGCCAUGAAAGAAUUCACACUGGUGAGAGAUCCUUUCUAUGUAAAAAAUGUGGAAAAGUAUUCAUUCUUUCUGGUGACCUAAUAAAGCAUGAAAGAAUUCACACUGGAGAGAAGCCUUAUGCAUGCAAACAUUGUGGAAAAGCUUUCACUACUUCGAGUGCUCGUAACAGUCAUGAAAGAAUUCACACUGGAGAGAAGCCUUAUACAUGUAAGCAUUGCACAAAAACUUUUACCACAUCCAGUACCCGUAACAGUCAUGAAAAAACUCACACUGCAGAGAAGCAUUUUGCAUGUGACCUUUGUAGGAAAACCUUCAACAGUCAGAGUUCCUAUUACACUCAUAAAAAAAUUCAUUCUAUGCAAGAGAAACUUUAUGUAUGUAAACACUGUGGAAAAGAAUUCACUUACUGUGGUAAUUUCCUCAAGCAUGAAAGAAUUCACACUAUGGAAACCUUGUCCGUGUGAGUAAUCUGUGGUUGUGUUCCACAAACCAUCACAAAGCCACGUACGGGUUCAUAGUGAGAAAUUUGUUCAGCUAUAAAUAGUGUGAUGCUCUGGGUUUCCAACUUAUGAGUUUAGAUGACCCUGAGAUGGCUCAGUUAGUAAAGGAUCUUCUGGGUAGCCUGAUGGUCUCAGUUUUAACUGUGGAAGUCAGAUGGUAGAAAUAGAGAGUCAUUUCACAAAAGUUGACUUCUGAAGUCAACUUCUGAAGUCCACUUGUGUGUGUGCAUACACAAAUUAGGUAAAUAAAUAUAGUGCUAAAGUAAGAAAAAAAUGAAAAAAUUUUGACGUGGAAAGAAGCAGAUGUGACCAGAAAUAGUGUAAUUUUAGCCCUAGUAUGUAAACGUAUUCAGGAUAAAAUCCUGCUCUGAUACAUAUUUUAAUGCCUGCUUAUUACAGCUAGGAUAGGAGGCUAGCAAAAUAAAGUAUCCAAUACAGGACAUUUGACUACCAUUUGGAAAUUUUAAGGUGAACCUGUUCUAACUAAAUGAAAAUUUUACUGAAAAAAUUAAAAAAACUAUGAUUUUCAGUUGAAAUAAAGCUUAUAAAACACUUUCAUGUUUUUAAAUCUUAUAAAGAGAAUUUAUGUUUGUGUAGAAUAUUUUACAAAUAAUCCGAAGAAAGUACAAUAAAAAUUUUAACAUUU